Molecule: messenger RNA, 1786 nt
Organism: Gorilla gorilla gorilla (western lowland gorilla)
Lineage: Eukaryota; Metazoa; Chordata; Mammalia; Primates; Hominidae
Gene: MEI4
Product: meiotic double-stranded break formation protein 4
Exons: 5
Coding region: 567-1724 (385 amino acids)
Biological process (GO): oogenesis; spermatogenesis; meiotic DNA double-strand break formation
Cellular component (GO): lateral element
Source: RefSeq, a predicted model, not a curated record
GGGCGCUCUCCGGAGGAAAGAGACUUGGCCUGCGCCAUUUCCUUCCCAAAGCCCGUAUUAAAGAAUACCGGGUCCGUAGAGCCGAGUACUCGCGUUGACUAGGCUCCUGCUUAGAGCUGGAGUUAUUUUCUCUGGACUGGUUGUGGAGCACUCAGCUCCUCCUCGGAACAGGCCGCCAAGAGGGGCAGAAGGGGUCGAGUCGGCCGCAGGGUCUUCUGGGGCUUGUGGUCUCCGGGACCUGCUCCCUCACUUCCCCCACGAGUGGAAGGCCCUGGGCGCUGGCCAGCGUUUCCCCGCUGGCUCUGGUAACCACCUGCGGGGCAGCACGUGGAACCCCGCCCCUGGGGAUGGCGCAGAGCGCCUGCUCCAGGGCUCCCGUGCCCGCUUGAGGGCGCCCUCCCCCGCUACAGGAACCCAGAAGGUAGGCGGGGCGGGCCCUGCACAGCUUUCCAGGACGCCCUCCCUCAGCGCGAGGCCUGGCUUUCGGUGCCUGUGGACCACUCGUCCCUUUCACGUGCCCUGGCUUUGGACCUGAGCUCGCAAUAUUUGCAGGGACAAAAGCCGGGAUGGAUGUUCAAAAAUGGUACUUGAGAACAUCAAAGCUGGCUCUGGCCUUGGCAAUUAUCCGCUCAAAACCAGCAGACAAAAGCAGCAGAGAAUACACAGAGCACCUUGCUGUGUUGCUGUCUGAGGAGGAGUCAAAAUGGAGAUCAAAAGUUGAAAUCUUGGAAGCUGAAGUUAUGCAAUUACGUCAAAAACUUCUUGUGAGCAGGCUUUGUUCAGGAUCCUUUAAGAGUGGAUACGUUUCCUCCCAGUUGGAGGCUCAGGAACCUAAGAGUUCUGAAAGUACGUUAACUUCGAUGGAAGAUUCUGGAUGUGAUUUGUCGAAUGAGCAGAGAACUGAAUCCUCAGACCUGUCCCGGCACUUUGUGGAAAGCUGUACCCCCACUCACUUUCCACCACUGCCUCUUGUGAAAAGACCUUGUGCUAUCCUGCAAAAUCCUUUGUCUUCUCACAUGCAAUUCUUGCAAUAUCUACUUGAAUUAAAGAACUUGACAGAAUCAGGUAAUCUUAAAAGAGACUUAACCCACUUUGAAAAAGACUCUUCCACAGUCUCUGAUUCUGUUUUUCAAUUGCUGGAUGGCCUGAUCACUUUUUACCGUAAUCCCAAACUUCCUUUUUCAAGAUUUUGGACGGAAGCUGUUGGUACUUUAGCUAGUCUGAUCAGUGACUAUAACUUAUCUAGUCAUAUUCUUAAAAAGUGUUCCAAGAAGUUGGAAGAAUUUGAGAAAACCCUACUACAUGCUAUUUUAGGAAACAAUCAUAUAAAUCAGUUUCAGGUGCAGCAUUAUGUCUCUCAGAGUCUGGUAACCUUGGGAAAUUGCAGCUUGUUGAGAAAAUCUAUUAUAUCUCUGCUUCUAUCAGAAGUAAAUGGCUUUGCCGAUGAUCUGCGAGCCAUCAAUCAGGAGCAAGCCAGUUAUGAUGUGUCACGCUAUGAAAACAUUUUCUACCUGUUCUGGGUUCUGGAGCAGCUUCUUCAAAAGGAAACCGAAGAAGGCAACACUUCAAGUAUAGGUCAUGAUGACCAAGAAAUCAAGAAAUUUCUUCAGAAGCAUGAUGAAACUAUUUUCCAACUUUCUGAUGCAUUUCCUUUGUUUACUUUUUAUUUAUGGAGAGUGGGCAUUCUUUUGAGCUCAGCACAGAUAGAAACUCUUAAAAAAUAACUCCAUUCCUUAGCAAUUUACCACGUUUGAAGCAUAAUAAAGUAGAAUAUAUGCAAAUCUCA